Molecule: messenger RNA, 1197 nt
Organism: Gorilla gorilla gorilla (western lowland gorilla)
Lineage: Eukaryota; Metazoa; Chordata; Mammalia; Primates; Hominidae
Exons: 2
Coding region: 438-1112 (224 amino acids)
Source: RefSeq, a predicted model, not a curated record
GUCCUCCGCCCUUAAGUUUCUGUCAGUGUCAGUCUCCAGCCCAGGGCCCAGGGCCUAUAGGUUAAACCGCUUUAGCUGUCCAGUUCUCCUGGGAAGAGAGUGAGGAUUUCCGGUGGCAGGUUCAAGGCUGCGUACCCAAGGCUAGGGGCUCGGAGAAAGGGGUUAGAGGCUGGCGCUGGGUUGGGGGGCCAGACGCUGGGGUUAGAGGGCCGCAGCUGAGAGUGUGAGAGCUGAGAGGCUGGGGCUGCAGGGAUGGAGUUGCUGGAGGUCUUCAGGGUGAGGUUGGGAGGUGAGGGGAGGAAGAGACUGGGCGAUUGGGAAGGGACAGAAAAGUAGGGAUGGGGGAGGAGGUACGUGCUGAGAGGUGACAGCCCGGCAGUACCGGGCAGACUGGGGGCCCUAGAGCUAAGGCUGGUAGCCAGCCUGGAAGAGAGGGGAUGGAUCGGGAACCAGGAAAAGUAAGGAAAUGCUGCUCGAAAAGGCAGAGUGUGGGAGAGACCUGCCCGGUACACAGCGGCGUGGACCCCCAGAAGACCAGGACCGGAGCAAUGAUUGCGGCGUUCGCUCUCCGCGCGCCUCCAGCCUCCCCGUGCGUCGCAUGCUGGCACCCCCGCCCACCGCGCCAGCUGCAGGUCAGACUCUUCAUCCUCGGUCAGCUCCGCACUGGCCACCUUAGCUGCGGAGCCCAGGGACUCCCGAGCCGCAAACACAUUGGGGAACUUGCUCCUCCAAGGGAAGGCUGGGCCGGAAAUUGGACCCUGCGCGCAGCCCAGAGGAGCGAAAACUUGUGGAAAUCGGACCUUGCCCUCGGAGUCCUGAGUCAAGGACACGAGUCCCCAAGCGGCACGGAAAACAGGUGGCAUUCAGCAAAUACGUCACGGCGACGACGGAUGCGGCCCUCCUCUUGGGGCGGCCACAAGGUGGAGCUACAGUGCAACCCUGCACCGCGCGCCCGGCCUCCGGACGCCCCCGAGGUGGCUGCUCUCCUGCGGGCCUCCCGCGAGCCUCCCGCGAGUCCUUCAUUGCCGCAGGUGAUUCUCCUCCCACCUCCAACCCACCUCCUCCCAUCUUCCCAUGAUGGCCCCUCAAGGUCGUGUCCCAUCCAACCGUAGAUGGAAGGUGCCUCCUUUCCCCAGCCCCUGGGCCGAAAAGAUUAGGCUGUGACCAAAUGGAGAUUACAUUCGUUGAGUAACAGAU